AUGAAAUCCUUGUUCAGAUAUCAUUUCAUUAAUAAAGUCAGCAUUUCCUCUAUUAAUCAAAAUACAUUGAUUCCUUUAUAUAAGUCAUCAAUUUCAGAUUAAAAAUUAAAUAAUUUUUCAUAAUCUUAUGUACCUUUCAAAGAAUACUUUUAAUUAGUUCCCAUCUUUCUUGAGAGGUAUUUAUUUGAUCAUGGCAAACAUUUUGUUGUUGGAAUGUAAUAUACUAAAGAAUCUAAUCUAUUGUAAUUGAAAUGCUUGGCUCAUUCAGGAAUUUAUACUAAAUAUGUUGUUCCUUAAAACAUUAUCCCUGCUACUUUUGGUGAUUAUAAUCAAAGUGCUAGAUUUAAUUUAUUUGAGCACACUAUUCGAGUUGACUACGAUAUGAUUUAUUACAACAAUUAACAAAAUGAAUUUUACCUUUUUGAUAGAGAAGGUAAAUGGGAAGAAGUGGAGAUUCCAGAAUUAUCUAUUGAAAAAUUGUUUGAUGAGAAGAAAUACUUAAACGAAGUCUUCAGAUGAACAAGAAUAAAUAAAUAUAUAAGCAUAUUAAAUAUUUAUCAACCAUGAAAUCUCGAAUA
Molecule: messenger RNA, 578 nt
Organism: Paramecium tetraurelia
Lineage: Eukaryota; Ciliophora; Oligohymenophorea; Peniculida; Parameciidae
Exons: 3
Source: RefSeq, a predicted model, not a curated record